Molecule: messenger RNA, 1640 nt
Organism: Lepisosteus oculatus (spotted gar)
Lineage: Eukaryota; Metazoa; Chordata; Actinopteri; Semionotiformes; Lepisosteidae
Gene: zdhhc15b
Product: zinc finger DHHC-type palmitoyltransferase 15b
Molecular function (GO): palmitoyltransferase activity
Source: RefSeq, a predicted model, not a curated record
UACAAAGUCAAACGCCGAUGAGAGCUCGGAUUUCAGCCAGUCCGUGUAAUCUAGUGUGGAUAAAAUGAUUUUUGCGGUGGCUGUUUGAAUAUGGCUAUGUCAAGAGGACUACGAUGCUGCCAAAGGAUUUUCUCUUGGAUACCCGUGAUUAUUAUUACAGCGGUGGUGGUGUGGUCUUAUUACGCUUAUGUUUUUGAGCUGUGUCUGUUUACGCUCGACAACACUCUGGAAAAAGUCACCUACCUUGGACUGUUCCAUGUCUGUUUUGUGAUGUUUUCCUGGACCUAUUGGAAGUCCAUCUUUACACCACCGUCUCAGCCAUCAAAGAAGUUCCAUCUUUCCUACACGGACAAAGAGCGUUAUGAAAUGGAAGAGAGACCUGAGGUGCAGAAACAAAUUCUUCUGGAGAUUGCAAAGAAGCUGCCAGUUUUCACCCGGGCUGCCUCAGGCGCCAUCAGGUUCUGUGAUCGAUGCCAGGUAAUAAAGCCAGACCGAUGCCAUCACUGUUCAGUGUGUGAAAUGUGUGUUCUGAAGAUGGAUCACCAUUGUCCUUGGGUGAACAACUGCAUUGGAUUUUCAAACUACAAAUUUUUUCUGCUGUUUCUGUCUUAUUCCAUGCUGUAUUGCGUCUUUAUCGCUGCAACAGUUUUUCAGUAUUUCAUCAAGUUUUGGGAAGGUGAGCUUAGCAACGGCCCUGCCAAGUUCCAUGUGCUGUUCCUGAUGUUCGUUGCACUCAUGUUUUUCGUCAGUCUCAUGUUUCUGUUCAGCUACCAUUGCUGGCUGGUGGCUAAAAACAGAUCCACUCUAGAGGCAUUCUCUGCCCCGGUGUUUCAAAAUGGACCUGAUAAGGACGGCUUCAAUGCUGGCUUUCGAAAAAAUCUCCAGCAAGUGUUUGGAGAAGAAAAGAAAUACUGGCUCAUACCUGUGUUUACCAGCCUUGGUGAUGGCCAUUUCUUCCCCAUGCGGUGCUUGAACGAAUCUCAGAAUCCUCUAUUAGCUAAUGAAGAACAGUGGGAGGAGGAGGGAUCAGAUGAAGAGAGCUCGGCACUUCGGAGAGAGUGUUCAGUCACCAUAGAAUUGGAGUCAUAGCAAACCUUUGUAGGGGCAUUAUAUCUAAAGACUGGAAUUGCAUCUUAAAGAUCAGGACCCCCUAGAAAGAAGAGGAGUGAAAGGUGUGCUGCUCUUUGCACUUAGUGGCAAGCCGAUGCAUCUCAGCUACUGAAGAGUUAUGAAACACAGGAUGAAAAAUAUCCAAAAUGAACGAGCUAAGGCUUGAAGAAGUGGUGAAAUGGAAGAACCGAGAUGUUUGGUUUUAAUCCACAUUUGUCGUAUUUAUACAUUUUAAGUAUUAAAAGUGGGAACAUAAAUGCUCACUCUUGACCAGUGGACACUCUGAAAUGUGGGCAUGUUUGCUGCAACCUGGAUUAGCCACAGAAUUACAGAGACUCGCCGUACAGCAUGUGGUGACAGGGGGAUAAUAGGAGACCAAUUUUAUGAUACUGUGCAUUUAAACUCAUAGUCUUAAAUCUUAAAACUGUCUUUCUUUCUCACCUGUUAGAAUUGAACAUGUGUUUUGAAGUUUUUAAAGUCUGGUUCCUGUAUUUUGCAAAAAUGUAGCUUAGUAAAUUGGUUGUACAGUC